Messenger RNA from Brassica oleracea var. oleracea, 907 nucleotides. RefSeq names its product ankyrin repeat and SAM domain-containing protein 6. NCBI's taxonomy places the organism in Eukaryota, Viridiplantae, Streptophyta, Magnoliopsida, Brassicales, Brassicaceae. The record is from RefSeq and is a predicted model, not a curated record. Gene Ontology annotation, molecular function: protein binding. Bases 75 to 701 code for a protein of 208 amino acids. The transcript has 7 exons.
CGCUUAACAGUCACCUUUCUCUGUGAUUUAUCGGAUAGAAACUAGGGUUUGCAGAGGUUUUUGACCUAUUCGAGAUGUAUUCUGAUCGAGUGGUGGCUGAGACUGUAAGCAAGAAUACGGUGAAGAACCGUCUCAAUGGCGGCUCCGGCGACUUAUCUUCGCGCGGGAGACAAGUCACGAGGAAGAGAGGAAGGCAGGAGGACGACAAGUGGGAGCAUGAUCUUUUCCAUGAUGACACCAAGCCUCGUCUUUCAAAUCGCAAGGUUGACCCUAGAGAUCUCCGCUUGAAGCUCCAGAAGAAACAUCACGGCUUGCAGAGUCGACUAGGAGGAGCUAGUUUGGGCGAGCGGGAUCUGCGUGAAAAGCUAUCUGGGACAAAGAAUCCACAGCCAAGGAACGCUGACCUAAAAACAUCUACGAGGGUGGCUACUAGACCAGCCGUAAAGAACGGUUCAGGUGAAACCAAAUCUGAGACCAGAGCAGCUCUGAACAAAGCUGCCAAGAAGAAACCACAGCAGGCUGGUACGUCGGUUGAUAGCUUCCUGGAAUCAUUGGGUCUCGAGAAAUAUUCAACCUCGUUCCAAGUGGAAGAAGUUGAUAUGGAUGCUCUGAUGCAUAUGACGGAUGAUGACCUCAAAGCUCUGCUCAUACCAAUGGGACCCAGGAAGAAGAUACUUCUUGCUUUGGGAUCUAAACGUUGAUAGAUUUGCUUCUUGCUUCAAGCUCUGAAAGAUCCUGAACUUCUCUUUUUCAUUGUCCCUUUUUGGUUUCUCAUAUGUAAUCUCAAGAGACGAGAGUAGGUAGACUUUUGAGAUUAAAAGAGUUGUAACUCAGAAAUGAACUCUUAACUAAAGACCGAAAAAGGAAUGCUCGAAUGAGAAAAAAGCUUUUUAAGCUUUGGAUCUUG